AUGGUAAGCAUAUACAUGUCAAAUCCAAGAAGGAGGCAUUAUGAAGCGGUCAAGUGGAUAUUGAGAUAUCUCAAGAGAGCUUCUGAUGUUGGUGUGACCUUUCGAAAAGGUCGUGAAGGUAUUUCAAUUCUCAGUUAUGUGGAUUCUGACUAUGAAGGGGAUCUUGACAAAAGGAGGUCCAUAUUUGGAUACAUCCUAACUCUUGUUGGCAGUUCCGUUAGUUGGACAUUAACUCAACAGUCGAUUAUCCCUUUGUCUACAACAGAAGCGCAAUACAUGGCAGCAGCGCAGGCGGUGAAAGAAGCAAUCUGGUUGAAAGGUUUGAUGAUAGAAUUGAGUUUGAUUCAACAGGAAUCAACUUUUAGAUGUGAUAGUUAG
This is a messenger RNA of Lycium ferocissimum, 378 nucleotides long. RefSeq names its product secreted RxLR effector protein 161-like. Lineage: Eukaryota; Viridiplantae; Streptophyta; Magnoliopsida; Solanales; Solanaceae. The transcript has a single exon. The record is from RefSeq and is a predicted model, not a curated record. Bases 1 to 378 code for a protein of 125 amino acids.